UUUAAUAUAAGAGACGAGAGGAGAGCAAAAUUACAGCCAUAAUUUAUUGGUGAUCGAUGACAAUUUCAUUCUAUCGUCAAUAUAGUCGGAACACCAUGAUUCAAUUUGUGUUUCUUAUUAGCCGACAAGGAAAAUUCCGGUUGACUAAAUGGUAUUCUCCUUAUUCACAAAAGGAACGAACUAAGGUUAUUCGUGAGCUCAGUGGAGUCAUUCUUUCACGAGGACCCAAGCUCUGUAAUUUUGUGGAAUGGAGAGGAUACAAAGUUGUUUAUAAAAGAUAUGCUAGUCUAUACUUCUGCAUGUGCAUUGAUCAGGAUGACAAUGAAUUAGAGGUCCUUGAAAUAAUUCAUCAUUAUGUUGAGAUUCUUGACAGAUACUUUGGAAGUGUCUGCGAGCUGGACUUGAUCUUCAACUUUCACAAGGACUCAUUGGUGGAGACUGCAAAAGAACAUGUCGGUUCAAUAAGUAAUAUAAUCACACCGGCCACCAACUGAUCCAAGCCUUUUUGUGUAAAGACACCAUACGACUGCAACAUUUGCCUGCAUUUCUUGCUGUAAUUUGCAAAGCAACAGUAUGUUUUGUUAGUGAGUUGUUGAUUUUGCUAUAUUAUGGAUAUAUAUUACAUGUUCUUUUUGAAUGA
Pistacia vera is the source of this 640-nucleotide messenger RNA. Its product is annotated as AP-1 complex subunit sigma-2-like. Gene Ontology annotation, biological process: vesicle-mediated transport; intracellular protein transport. Gene Ontology annotation, molecular function: clathrin-cargo adaptor activity. The transcript has 7 exons. Bases 57 to 494 code for a protein of 145 amino acids. The record is from RefSeq and is a predicted model, not a curated record. Gene Ontology annotation, cellular component: AP-1 adaptor complex; intracellular membrane-bounded organelle; membrane coat. NCBI's taxonomy places the organism in Eukaryota, Viridiplantae, Streptophyta, Magnoliopsida, Sapindales, Anacardiaceae.